Messenger RNA from Lachancea mirantina, 1767 nucleotides. The record is from the annotation of a GenBank genome assembly. NCBI's taxonomy places the organism in Eukaryota, Fungi, Ascomycota, Saccharomycetes, Saccharomycetales, Saccharomycetaceae.
AUGAGUAUAAGACGGCAACGGAGGUUCGACCCAUUGUGGAGGUUUGCGGUUGGGUCUCCACCAGCAUCACCACCUGUCUUGCAGAUGCACUCACGUACGCCAGAUCCGGCUCCUCUCGGCAAGCACGAGUCUUCGAGCGUAAAGACCAACGACCAGGUCGUCGAGGUCGUCGCAGUGACGCCGUCGACCGGGUCGUGGCCCACACCGGGUGCCGAGUCCGACGCCCGCGACGCCCACAUCCGCGAGAAGCUCAACAGGUCGCUCACGCCUCGCCACAUCAGCAUGAUCGCCAUCGCAGGUGUCAUCGGCACGGGACUGUACCUCGGCACGGGCCGGUCCCUGGUCAUCGGCGGUCCCGGCGCUCUCAUCAUCAACUACUCCCUCAUCGGGUUCGUCGUCUACCUGACCAUGCUGGCGCUGGGCGAGAUGUCGACUUUCAUGCCCAUUUCGGGCUCUUUUUGCUCGUACGCCAAGAAAUUCGGGUCCGAUUCCUUCGGGUUCACGCUCAUGUGCAAUUACUGGUUCAACGAUGCCACUUCCGUUGCCAGCGAUCUCACUGCGCUCCAACUCGUGCUCGAUUACUGGAACUCCCCGCAAAACCAUUUCCCCUUCUACGCCGCGUCUUUGAUCGUGUGGGGCGUGCUUUUGAUCCUCAACGUCGUCCACGUCCGCGUCUACGGUGAAACCGAGUACUGGCUUGCCCUUCUCAAAAUCAUCGCCAUUGUCAUCUUCUUUAUCGUCUCCAUUGUGGUCAACGCAGGCCAUAACGACCAGCACGAGUACAUCGGUUUCAAAUGGUGGGGUUAUCGCGACGCCCCUUUCGUCAACGGAUUCAAAGGUUUCGCGUCCAUCUUCGUCACGUCGAGUUUCGCUUUUGGCGGUACCGAGUCCAUUACUUUGACCGCAGGCGAAGCUCAAAACCCGAUCCGUAACACCCCAAAGGUCAUUCGCACCGUGUUCUGGCGGAUCCUGAUCUUCUACGUGUUUACGGCGUUUUUCAUCGGCAUGAACGUGCCUUACACUUAUCCACACCUCAGCGAAAAGACCGUCGUAACUUCCCCUUUCACGAUUGUGUUCCAGAUGGUCGGCUCCAAAGCCGCAGGCUCAUUCAUGAACGCCGUGAUCUUGACCAGCGUCAUCAGCGCAGGCAACCACGCGUUGUUCGCGGGUAGUAGAGUCCUGUACAACCUGGGGCUCGAGGGUUACGUGUUUCCAAGCCUCAUUACACGCACGAAUCGUCACCAGGUGCCCUACGUCGCCGUCAUCUUGACCUGGGCCGUCGGUGGUCUCUGUUUCGGGUCUAGUUUCAUCGGCGCCGGCACGCUAUGGACCUGGCUGCAGAACAUCGUUGGUGUGUCUAACCAGAUCGCAUGGCUCUCUAUCGCAGUCAUUUCGAUCCGGUUUCGACAAGGACUCGAAAAACAGGGCAGAACUCAUGAACUGCUUUUCAAAAACUGGACUUAUCCAUACGGACCCUAUUUCCUUGUCGUCUUCGUUUCCUUCAUCAUCCUAGUGCAAGGCUGGUCCGCGUUCGCCCCAUGGAGCACUUCCAGUUUUUUCUCUUACUAUCUCGAACUCUUCGUGUUCGGGUUCUUGUGGAUUUGCUGGUGGGUCUGGAAAAGAGACCCAUUCAUCAAAACAGAAGACAUGGAUUUUACCACAGACAGAUACGUUAUGUCUGAGGACGAAAAACUACUCAACGAGCAUCUAGACUCUUUGAAAGGCUGGCCAAAGGCAAGACUCUGGGUCAGUGAAAACUUAUUCUAA